GCGCCCGCACCGGCCCCCGCCGCCCCCGCCAUGAAGAAGGCCGAGAUGGGGAGGUUCAACAUCUCCCCGGACGAGGACAGCAGCAGCUACAGCUCCAACAGCGACUUCAACUACGCCUACCCCACCAAGCAGGCCGCCCUGAAGAGCCAUUACGCAGAUGCAGAUCCUGAAAACCAAAACUUUUUACUUGAAUCAAAUUUGGGGAAGAAGAAGUAUGAAACGGACUUUCAUCCAGGUACUACUUCCUUUGGAAUGUCAGUAUUUAAUCUGAGCAAUGCGAUUGUGGGCAGUGGAAUCCUUGGGCUUUCUUAUGCCAUGGCUAAUACUGGAAUUGCUCUUUUUAUAAUUCUCUUGACAUUUGUGUCAAUAUUUUCCCUGUAUUCUGUUCAUCUCCUGUUGAAGACUGCCAAUGAAGGAGGGUCUUUAAUGUAUGAACAGUUGGGGCAUAAGGCAUUUGGAAUGGUUGGAAAGCUUGCUGCCUCUGGAUCAAUUACAAUGCAGAAUAUUGGAGCUAUGUCAAGCUACCUCUUCAUAGUGAAAUAUGAGUUACCUUUGGUGAUCCAGGCAUUAAUGAACAUUGAAGAUAAAACUGGAUUGUGGUAUCUGAAUGGAGACUAUUUGGUUCUUCUGGUAUCACUGGUGCUCAUUCUUCCUUUGUCACUGCUGAGAAAUUUAGGAUAUUUGGGAUAUACCAGUGGCCUUUCCUUAUUGUGUAUGAUGUUCUUUCUGAUUGUGGUGAUUUGCAAGAAAUUUCAGAUUCCUUGUCCUAUUGAAGUUGCUUUGAUAAUUAAUGAAACAAUAAACAGCACCUUAACACAGACAACAUCUUUUGCUCUUGAUCCAGCAUUUAAUGUGACUAGCCAUGAAUCUUGCAAGCCACGUUAUUUUAUUUUCAACUCUCAGACUGUCUAUGCUGUGCCAAUUCUGACCUUUUCAUUUGUUUGCCAUCCUGCUAUUCUUCCCAUUUACGAAGAGCUGAAAGGCCGCAGCCGUAGAAGAAUGAUGAAUGUGUCCAAGAUUUCGUUUUUUGCUAUGUUUCUGAUGUAUCUGCUUGCUGCUCUCUUUGGAUAUCUGACGUUCUAUGAUCAUGUUGAGUCAGAAUUGCUCCAUACCUACUCCACUAUACUGGGAACUGAUAUUCUUCUCCUCAUUGUCCGUUUGGCUGUGUUAGUGGCUGUAACUCUGACGGUGCCAGUAGUUAUUUUCCCGAUUCGGAGUUCUAUAACCCACUUGUUCUGUGCAGCGAAAGAUUUCAGUUGGUUGCGUCACAGUAUCAUUACAGUGUCCAUCUUGGCAUUUACUAAUUUGCUUGUCAUCUUUGUCCCGACUAUUAGAGAUAUCUUCGGUUUUAUUGGUGCAUCUGCUGCUGCUAUGUUGAUUUUUAUUCUUCCGUCUGCCUUCUACAUAAAGUUAGUCAAGAAAGAAUCUAUGAAAUCUGUACAAAAGAUUGGGGCCGUGUUCUUCCUGCUAAGUGGCAUAGUGGUGAUGACCGGAAGUAUGGCCUUGAUUGUUUUGGAUUGGGUACACAAUGCUUCUGGAGGUGGCCACUAACUGGCAGCACCAGAAAACUCCGACAGUCCAUUUGAUGCCAGUAUUGAGGCAACACUCAACUGCUAAUGAAAUUCACCUGAUAUUUUCGUUUCACUUCCUUUUGAAGUGCAGAUUCCUCGCUGGUUCUUCUGAGUGCAGAAUAAGUGAACUCUUUCGUUUGUUUUUUUUGUUAAGAAACUAUUCUGUAUGAUAGAAAUGGAUAUUAACUACAAAACCACGAGUUCUCGGGUUAACGGAAGUGACAAUUUUAUUCCAUUCCAGAGAAUGGACGAACUCUUUAUCAAGCCACAUGUUUGGCUGUGUCAUUGUUUAACUUGGAUAUUUUAUGAUUUUACUUGAAUGUGCCUAAUGGAACCAUUCGAUGUGAGAAACAAUUCUUAAUUUACAGCAAAGUAUUGAGAAAACUCUUAUUAUUUUUUGUACCAAAAAUAUUUAAAGACCUCAGAAGCACUAUUUUACUUUUACGAAAUUGCUUUUUUUGAACUUUGUCCAAAAACGGUUGUCAAUAAAUUCCAUAAAAGAAAUUUCAAUGGUAUUUGAAAACAAAUGUUAGUAUUAAGAAAUUAUUUGCCUUUUUAUAGGCAUAAGCCAAAUACAUUUUUUAUCCAAAAUGAUUUCUAGAGAAAUGAUGUAAUUGUACCGUGAGUAGGAGCAUAUAGUUGUGUUUUUUGUUUCAUUUUUCGCUCAAAUUUUUUAUUUGAAGGAGAGUUAAAUUAUUGUUAGAUUAGUGCUUCAUCUUUUUUCUGUCCCCAUAAUUUGGUUAAUUACUUCAACCUUUUAGAAUGGACAGUAAUCCAGAAGUUUCUGUGGGAAGUAAAAUAUCUAGUUUUGAGGUACCAAAUAGUGCAAUUGGGUAAAACAGGGUUUAUUCAGUUGCAUUUGUCUCCGGAGUUGUGGUGACAACUCUGGGGUGAUUUUUUUGUUGUGUUUUUUGGGGGCCAGCUUUUUUUUUUUGACAUUGCUUCCAUCAGUGGAAAAUGGGCAUUUUUUUUUUAUGGCUAUAUAAGCCCAAACAAUAAUAUUCAGAGUACAACUUUAAAAUGCUCAUCUGCUACUGGAAGUUAGAAUUACUUGACAAUGUAUGGCUUUGUCGUGUUCAUGUUUUGUCUAUAGUAGAGGUUUUAUCCACAAGUUAAACCAAUAUUUUGGUAUAAUUUUUUUUAUAAAGGCCCUUGGCUUUCUCAUGCAGUAAGCUUUUUUAAAAAAAAAAAAACCAAACUCAUUGCACUGUACCGUCAUCUCAUUCUUGUACAACAUAGAAUAUUUGUUUACAUCCAGCAAUGUUAUUGGGGGAGACAGUGCACCCUGAGUGUAAGUAGUUGGUCCACUGCAUGUUCACCCUCCCAUUUCAAUCCCAGUUAGAAGUAAAAAAAAAAUACAUGGCUUUAAGAGCACAUUUAUUGUACUUUACAGUGUAUGGUGAAUAUAUAUUAUUAAAUAAUGUGGUACUUCACUCCUAUGACAUUGUGUCUAAAAUCUAAUACACGUGAUUCCAUUAGUGGUUGAAGGAAGCAAAUAAUGGAAUCAUCAAUUGGUCAUCUGGCUCUUAGUUUUUCUCUGGAAAGAUUUCAGUUUUGAGCAAGGGCCAGAAAUGGGGCAGACAGUUUUUGUUACACAUUUUUUUGUAUUAUAUGUGACAUGUGACUUAUGUUACAGACAGUGUCUGUAAAUAAAGACCUUUGUGGAACCGGAAGACGUUAUGUAGUGCUACGCUGAGUGAAACCAAUGGUCCAUUUUUGUGUAUCUCUACAAAAACGAAGUAAUUGGGGACCGUCUAGAAAGGCAGUGAGAAGAUGGAUUCUAUAGCACUGCUUUCAUUUAAUUAGGCUUUUGGUACUCACUCCUUCAAAUCCAGAACCUCGCCUAGUUCAAACCAAGAAUUGGCACUUCAACUUGUGUUCCGGGAAAGAAUUGCUUUUCUCAGACCUGCCAGAUAAUGCCAAGUAUGGUUUUCUACGCGUAUGGUCUUUUCAUCUGAGAGAAAAUACCAUGGUAACCAGAAAGGAAUGAACAAAAUUUUUUCACGGCAAAUCAAGGUGGGAAGGCUUCUCCUAUCCUCUUCUCUACUGUUAGAAGACCUAAAUCAACCGAGUAUGGUAAACUCCGUUGCAUGAUACUCUGGCGGGCUAUCUUGUCUGCCCGGAGAUUCCUAAGCAGUAAACUCCCGUUAACGAGCAGUCUUCAGUAUUAAAACCACUGUCUUGUCACCUCAUUUUGCAUUACUGUCUUCCAUGGAUGUUUCAGUUAUAACUGUAAUGUUAUUUAUAGAACAGCAUUAAUCCAUUAAAGCUAACCUAUUUUUCAAUAUUUAUGAUAAUCUAUGUACAUACAUUGUCUGUCCAUAUGUAUUUGUAAAUAGCUUGUAUAUAAUAGGUUUGGGAUUUGAGUUCAAGUGUAUAUAUUCCUGUAAGUUUCUUAACUGCAUUUUGAUGAACUUCAUAUUAUGUAACUAUAAGAAUUGUCCCGCAAAGUACCUGUACAAAGAUUUCAGUACCAACAAAUUGACAUUCUAUAAACACUAACAAUUUAAAAUAAUGUUUCAGGUGUAUUUGCAAUAAAAAAUACUAAACAUAUUUUUUCACGAAAACUUGGUGUAAAUUCAGACAUUUAAAUUUUCAAAAUGCAGUAGUUAUCAAAAUGUAUCUAGAAUAAUGAAAUCAAAUAUGAUCUAGUGUAAUGAAAGCUUUGGGAGCCCGGGUGUGUUAACUUUCUGUAUAUAGUGUAAAUUUCUUCACUGUACUAGAGGCCAACAAUUCUGGUAUGAUUUGUUGGCAAAGUGCUACACCGUUUCAAUGAAACAAUGUAUGUUUUAACUGAACUAAAAUAAAUACAUGUUUAAUCAC
This is a messenger RNA of Sorex fumeus (smoky shrew), 4394 nucleotides long. RefSeq names its product solute carrier family 38 member 2 (gene SLC38A2). Gene Ontology annotation, biological process: amino acid transmembrane transport; L-glutamine transport. NCBI's taxonomy places the organism in Eukaryota, Metazoa, Chordata, Mammalia, Eulipotyphla, Soricidae. The coding region runs from base 31 to 1551 and encodes 506 amino acids. The transcript is spliced from 15 exons. The record is from RefSeq and is a predicted model, not a curated record. Gene Ontology annotation, molecular function: L-glutamine transmembrane transporter activity.